Molecule: messenger RNA, 2331 nt
Organism: Capsella rubella
Lineage: Eukaryota; Viridiplantae; Streptophyta; Magnoliopsida; Brassicales; Brassicaceae
Product: LEAF RUST 10 DISEASE-RESISTANCE LOCUS RECEPTOR-LIKE PROTEIN KINASE-like 1.5
Exons: 1
Coding region: 177-2096 (639 amino acids)
Biological process (GO): protein phosphorylation
Molecular function (GO): ATP binding; protein kinase activity
Source: RefSeq, a predicted model, not a curated record
AAAAAGAAAAAAUAAACAAAGAUUUAUUAAGAUAUUUAUUUGAUAAAAUAAAACAAAACUGAAGUAUUCAGUUCCAAGUUCCUAAACCUUCACGUGCCUCUUCUUCUUCUUCCUUCAUAUCACUGUCCACUUCGACAAAAGUUCAGUCAACAGAUUUAGAAUCAGAUCUCUUUUACAUGUCUCAACCACUGCCUUCUUCUUCUUCAUGGCUGCGCUUUUCUCUACUUAUCUUCGUUCUCACCAUUGUUAAACCUUCCUCUGCAUCUACUUCAUGUUCCUCUUCAAUUCAUUGCCCACCGUUUAACUCCUCACCACCGUACCCGUUCUCCACUUCACCAGGAUGUGGCCACCCUAACUUCCAGAUCCAAUGCUCUGCUCCACGCUCCACCAUCACAAUCAAAAACCUCACUUUCUCUAUCCUCCAUUACUCAUUUCUCUCUUCUUCUUUAACCCUCUCUCCCAUUGCAAACUCUAACCGGAACAACAACAAUAACAGCUGUUCUGCUCUACGGUUCUCCUCCUCUCCAAACCGGUUCAUCGACCUAACCGGUUCACCAUUCAGAGUCUCGGACUCUUCUUGCUCUCGUCUCUCACUGCUCCGUCCCUGCUCUCCUUUGACUCUCCCUAACUGUUCUCGUUGUCCUUGGGACUGUAAACUCUUGAAGAAUCCGGGUCGGAUCCUCCACGGUUGCGAAUCAACUCACGGGUCGUUAUCUGAACAAGGCUGCCAAGGAGAUCUUCUUGGCUUUCUCCAAGAUUUCUUCAACAGAUUCGGAUUUGAAGUUGAAUGGGACGAAUCUCAAGAUCCAUACUUUGUUAAAUGCAGAGAUUGUCAAAUCAAGAACGGUGUUUGCGGGUUUAAUUCGACCCACCCGAAUCAAGAAUUCCUCUGUUUCCCCAACAACAAAUCAAGAUCCGAAUUAAUAACUAAAAGAGUCCAUCACAUCGCCGUGUUGUCUCUUAUCUUCGCUCUGACUUGUCUUCUACUUGCUAUCUCCGUCGCCGUAGCUAUUUUCCGAUCACGGAGAGCGAGUUUUUUGUCAUCAGUCAACGAAGAAGACCCAGCUGCUCUGUUCCUCCGCCGUCACCGCUCCGCCGCUCUUCUCCCACCGGUCUUCACCUUCGAAGAGCUCGAAUCCGCCACCAACAAGUUCGACCCCAAGCGCAAAAUCGGCGACGGUGGUUUCGGUUCUGUUUACUUAGGCCAACUCAGCGACGGACAACUCCUCGCCGUUAAGUUCCUCCACCAUCACCACGGCGCAACCGCCGCAGCCACCGAGCAUUGCAAAGCGUUCUCAAUGAAGUCAUUCUGCAAUGAGAUCUUGAUCCUCUCUUCAAUCAACCACCCUAACCUCGUUAAGCUCCAUGGCUAUUGCUCUGACCCGAGAGGCCUUCUUCUUGUUCACGAUUACGUCACUAACGGCACUCUCGCCGAUCAUCUCCAUGGCCGGAGAUCAAAGAUGACGUGGCGUGUAAGAUUAGACAUUGCUUUACAAACAGCUUUAGCUAUGGAGUAUCUUCACUUCGCCAUUGUUCCAUCGGUUGUUCAUAGAGACAUAACUUCGUCUAAUAUCUUCGUUGAGAAGGAUAUGAAGAUCAAAGUUGGAGACUUUGGUCUCUCUAGGCUCUUGGUGUUCUCGGAGACGACGGUGAAUUCAGCUUCUUCGUCUGAUUACGUCUGUACCGGACCACAGGGUACGCCCGGUUAUUUAGACCCAGAUUAUCACCGGUCUUUUCGGUUAACGGAGAAGAGUGACGUGUACAGCUACGGUGUCGUUUUGAUGGAGUUGAUUACGGGGAUGAAAGCAGUUGACCAACGGCGUGAGAAGAGAGAUAUGGCUUUGGCGGAUCUUGUUGUAUCCAAGAUUCAAAUGGGUCUUUUGGAUCAGGUGAUUGACCCGGUGCUUGCUUUAGACGGCGAUGAUGUGGCGGCGGUGACUGACGGGUUUGGUGUUGCGGCGGUUGCUGAGUUGGCGUUCCGGUGUGUUGCGGCGGAUAAGGAUGAUCGUCCUGACGCUAAGGAGAUUGUUGAGGAGCUGAGGAGGAUUAGGAGCCAUACACGUGCGGCGGAAGAUGGUGACGUGGCGAAAGAUUGACUGUUGGAUUAGAUUACGGAUGACGUAAUGUGAAUGUGAUGUAAGUAAAAGUGUUGGUUGACUGGUCUUAAUGUGUACGUGUUGAAUUUUGUCGGGAAUUGCAAACCUUCUAUCCCGACUAGAAGGAGCUCUCACAUGUGUUUGUGUGUGUGACGUAAACCUAGUACACACACAUCAUUUACUCGAAGUUCGUAUUUUAUGUUUGUAGAUUUUGUGUAUGUGAAAAUAGACUAGA